CCUGCACUGCUUUUGACUGUGUCAUUUCCCAGGUGUUGGGGCUGAGCCAUCAGUGGGUGCUUGGGAGCUAGAUCUGCCCUGAUUGGGACUCGGGCCUCCCACCCCCUCAGUUUAAAAAUAAUGCGGCAAAUCUCUUCUCGAAUGAAAACCCAGUGGACUUCACAGCUUUAUCAAGAAAGUUCCUGGUCAGAGGGUGUGGUGAGCUGACAGAAAGGCUAAGUGGUGUUGAAUCAAACAAAGGGUACCUCAGAAGGGACUGUGAGCUCUGCUGCCCUUGAGCAUUCGGCUUGCCAGCGGCUGUUCCGGGUUACUCUAUCGUGUCUCUGGACCGGACGAAGGAUCGCCUGGUCACCAUGAUGCCGGGUAUGAGUCCCCGAUGCCGCCUCCUGGUGAUGCUGCUCUGCCUCCUGGGCAUCUCCUGCCAGACGCGGGCUGGCAUGGACGCCUCGCCACAGCCCGCCGUCUCUGCGGCUUCCUUCCUGCAGGAUCUCCUGCGCCGGUACGGCGAGAGCGACGUGCUGACCCUGCAGCAGCUCAAGGCCCUGCUGAAUCGCCUCGACGUGGGGGUGGGGCACGAGAACAUCUCCCGAUCGGAGCCGCAGUGCAGGAACCUCUCCCGGUGCUUCAGUUCCUCGGAGCUCUUCGCUGCCCACAACCUGAGCGAAGGGUCCCGUGUUGGCCCGAGCAAGUUCCAGGAGUUCUGCCCGACCAUCCUGCAGCAGCUGGAGUCUCAGGCGUGCACGGCAGAGAACCUGGAGAAUGAGGAGAAUGAGCAGACGGAGGAGGGGAAGCCCAGCUCGGCAGAAGUCUGGGGUUACGGUUUCCUCUGCGUGACUGUCAUCUCCCUCUGCUCCCUGGUGGGAGCCAGCGUGGUGCCCUUCAUGAAGAAGACCUUUUACAAGCGACUGCUCCUCUACUUCAUAGCUCUGGCGAUUGGAACUCUCUACUCCAAUGCCCUCUUCCAGCUCAUCCCUGAGGCCUUUGGAUUCAACCCUCAGGAGGAUUAUUAUGUCUCCAAAUCUGCAGUGGUCUUUGGGGGCUUUUACUUGUUCUUCUUCACAGAGAAAAUCCUGAAGAUGCUUCUCAAGCAGAAAGAUCAGCACCAUCAUGGGCACAGCCACUACAGCCCUGAGACCCUCCCCUCCAAGAAGGACCAGGAGGAAGGCGUAACUGAAAAACUGCAGAAUGGGGACAUGGAUCACAUGAUCCCUCACAGAACCAGUGAGCUAGAGUGCAAGAACCCAUCUGUGGAUGAGAAAGUCAUUGUGGGCUCUCUGUCUGUCCAGGACCUGCAGGCUUCCCAAAGUGCAUGCUACUGGCUGAAGGGGGUACGAUACUCUGACAUUGGCACGCUGGCCUGGAUGAUCACCCUGAGUGACGGGCUCCACAACUUCAUCGACGGCCUGGCCAUCGGUGCCUCCUUCACCGUGUCUGUCUUCCAAGGGAUCAGCACCUCCGUGGCCAUUCUCUGCGAGGAGUUCCCCCACGAGCUGGGUGACUUCGUCAUCCUGCUAAACGCCGGAAUGACAAUCCAGCAGGCGCUCUUCUUCAAUUUCAUCUCAGCCUGCUGCUGCUACCUAGGGCUGGCCUUUGGGAUCCUGGCAGGCAGCCACUUCUCUGCCAACUGGAUCUUUGCUCUAGCUGGAGGGAUGUUUCUCUACAUUGCACUGGCUGAUAUGUUCCCUGAGAUGAAUGAAGUGAGCCAGGAGGACGAGCGGAAUGGCAGUGCCUUUAUCGCCUUUGCUAUCCAGAACGCAGGGCUGCUGACGGGAUUCAUUAUCAUGCUGCUGCUCACCAUGUUCUCGGGCCAGAUCCAGAUAGGGUAGGGAUGGGCCUGAUUUGAUUGGGCUUUCCCACCUACAAGCAUACGGACUGACGGCACCUGUAUGAGACAUCAGCGUUGCAAAAGCACUACAGAAAAGAGGCAUUUCUAUUAAAACUGUUCCACAGACAUUGUAUCGUUUAUUUCAGGGGGGCUGAUGAAGCUCCUUGCCCUAGAUCUAAAGUGACCCAAGGACCUAUUUCCAGUGUAGCAUUCCUUCCUCUACUCUCCUUGCGUCAAAGGGACUCCUGGAAAGGAUGUGUGUGAGGAUCAGGAGAACGGGCUCACUGGCUCCUUUCUGGCUACAUCACCCCCUUCGGGGAGAGCUCCAACCAUGGACUUCUUCCUCUUCGGGUGGCUGCGGAUGGGGGAUGGAUAUGGGGUCAGCGCUGGACGCGAGGCCACUUUACCAAGGCAGACGCUGUGCUUGAGGCUUGUGCCUGUCCAUCCCUCGUACUCAAUCCCUCCACGGCCAAUGGAAAUGUGAGGCAUGGGUCCCGGGACAGCCCCAGUAUUUACCUGCGUUACCCGUAGCCUCCAACGCUCCUGUUGUGCAGGUAGCUGGUGUUUCCUCUUGAGCAUGGGGAGCAUGCCUUCCUUUUGGACCUAAAUAUGCAGUCAAGAGACCUCUUCGAGAAAGGGUCUCCUUCCUCCAAAAGCUUCACGUGCCAAUGUCUCUGCAGAGUGUGCUGGGCUGAAGGAAAGGUGCCGAGUGUGAAAGAGAGAUGAAGAGGUCUGGGAAGGUUGCACAGGGAGAGGGAUGAGCAAGAACAUAUCCUGCUGCUGUGCUGGAAUCGAUACUUUCCUGGCACAGGUAGUGGGUACUGAACUGGGUAGGCAGCUUUGGUUUCCCUGCCCCCCUGCUCUUGAAAACUAGUCACAGCUGUUGCUGCUCUGGUCUCUUCCCACUGUCUGAACAGGCAGCACUGAAGAUACCGGGGCAGGAGAAGUGUUUGACAUGCAGUCAGACUGGCUUCGGGGGGGAAAGUUAUGCUGCCCCUGUAGGGGUUUAAUGAACUAUACAAAGUUGCAUCUGCUGGUCAGAAUGACUGUAAUGGACACUUCUGGGUGGCUUCCAGGAGGUAGAACAGCCAAACACCGCGGCCUCUCCCAGGAGUCCCUCCAUCCUAACUCGGGACACUUUGAGAGCGGAGGGAGCUGAGCGAGCCGUGAAACGAAGAUGCUGCAGGAUCUCACCAUUGCAGGGGAAAGGCAUGGCAGCUGCAUUCAGACAGGGGCGGUGUGGAGCACAAGUCCUGGGGUGCCAGUUUCUAAGGCCUUCCUGCAAGAGCGAUCCUUACACUGUGACCAGGUUCACUUGGAAUUAGACAUCUGGUUUUAAACACUGACACUGCUGAGUUGCAAGGUGGUGGUUGUUUUUUUUUUGGUUUUUUUGUUUUUUUAAAUGCUGUACUUUUUCUUCAGGGCACAGGGUCCCAGGAACACAGUCUGUGGAACUGGAACCCAGCUCUGGGUAGCAGCAGGAGUUGGGAAGGGUGUUAAAGGCAUUUCAGAGCUCUGCUUCUGGACUAGCUUUCCUCCAAUUCACGAGAUGAACCGACUUAUUGUUAAUGUUUGGCCCCUUCAGCUUGGGCAGGGAAUGAGGUACCCCUCACCGUUGGGUUGUUCCAAAUUCUGCCUCCCAUGGUUGUGAGUUUGUGGCUACUGACUGACAGAAGUUUCUGCCUCUGCUACUAGCUUGCUGGGUGAUCUUGGGUUAGUCACUUCCCCCCUUUCUGUGUCUCAGUUUCCCCAUCUGAAAAAUGCAGAUAAUAAUGCUGACCUCCAUGGUAAAGUGCUGUGAGAUCUACUGAUGAAAAACACAAGAUAAGAGCUAGGGAUGGUGAUUAUUCUUAUUUCUGUGGGGAGUGUCGAGUUUGUUGCUGCCAGUUUCUCUCUUGUGAUCAUUCCGUCUGCCUGAUCAGCUCCCUGGUAAGGAAACAAUUGUUGUCCAGUCAACUUGUCUGUUGUCGCACAAAGUUGUGUUGCCUUGUUAUGCUGUCCGCGUGGCAGAGGCUGAGCAGAAGCUAUUCCUGAUGGGUUUCCCCCUGCAACCCUUCAGAAGAAAGAUGAAAGGCCUGUUCACUUAUCAUACCCAAUGAUUUCACACCCCACACCUCAAGGGUUUAGGCCUCUCUUUGGUAAACGUGAGCUGGGCAGCUACACCCAGGCCCAGUGCCUGCCUCCCUUCAGUGAGGGCAAGCUGAGAUGGGAGUGACUCCAAAGGAAUAGAUGUCAUAACCAAAACCACCUGGGACAACAGCAUGUGCUGUGGCAGGCACAGGACCUCCAGCAGGAUCAUGACUUGGUUUGACUGCCGGACCUCUGCCUUCUAAUGCUGAACUAUUUCCUUUUAACAUACUCAAUAAAGACUGGACAUCAAACCCCAGUCUCCUGUAGCUGUCAGUCAUCUGUCCACGAUUGACCCUAAUGGAGAGAGACAGCUGGGUGUCAUUUACAUACGGCAGAAACCAUACUCCCUGUGUCCUUUGUAGCACUCCCAGAGUCCUUGUAAACAUGUUGAACACGGGAGGAUACAGUGUAGAACCCUGUAGUACCUGUGCAAUACAGCCUUUUGUUCAUGUGACCAAUUAUCCAUAAUGACCUACUGGGCUACCCUAUUUUAGAAAAGGAUCAAAACAGUUUCAGAGCAGCUCUGUUAACUUGGGCAAGGGAUCACAGCCUUGUCAGCGGUAUCUCACGUUCACUGCCUGUAUCUUAGGUAGCUGGCAUACUGUCUUCCUCCAUAGCCAGGAGAAAGACUUUUCUUCACGUCAUUCUUGCUGUUUAUGGCCCAGGCUAAACCCUACUUAGUUUAGACCAUCUUUUACCAAUGAAUGCUUGAUAUGGGUUGGCCCAACUUUGCCAACUCCAUUUCACCAAACCCUUCCUUGACAUGUUUAUAAAAGAACUAGAAUAGGGGCCUCUGGAAAGCAGUAGACCCAUCUUCUUUCCCAUGGGACAACCAUCAUUGUGGGAUUCCUGCUGCCCAGUUGAGAGGUGAAUGGAAUAGGAUGGCACUCUUGUGUGAGUCACAUGGUAAAUUUUUUGCUCAGGCCAGCAUCUGUCAUCAGCAGCUGACCAGAAGAAGUUCUCAUUGUAACGGUGAGGAGGCCAGCUUCUGGGAACAGUAUUUGAGAGGGAAACUGCCUGUGGUCAAAAAGCAUGCACUACCACUGGUAGGAGAGCUGCAGCCCUCUAUCUGAGUUAGGUAAUGUUCGAGAGUGAGAGAUUUAAACCCUGUCUUAAGGGGAAAGGUCUGGUUUGCCUAUUCUCCCUCAAGGAAAUUUUUGGAAAGCAGAUGACAUUUAGUGCAUUCCAAAAGGGAGAAGAAAAUGGCUUAGCUUUUUCAGAGUUCCAGAGCCAUCUCUGGCAAGGAUGGUUCAAUGGUAUACGGAGAGGAGGCACUGCCCUGUCAGCAUCUGGGAAAUCUGCCCAUCUCCUGGAACAACCCACCCAAAUUGUACUUACUAACAAACCAAAGCUAGAAACUAAGCUGUGCUCCAGGUGGUAGGAAACUAUAAGAACGGAUGUGUAAUUUCCUCUGGGCUGUUCCAAGCCCUUGAAUGUGACAGAGAAAUCCUGAGUCUUUUCUGUAGUUUCCCUUCAAGGUGUUCUUGGGAGCUGACUUCAUCAAGAAAUUUGCAGGCUGGAAAUUCUGGAGAGUUACCUACGAAACCCUCUAAAAACAUUCUCUAAGUACAUGUGUAGCUGGGGGAGGUGGGUAAUCAAUGUGUUAAUUCAAAGGGGUGCCUGGAAGAGGCUCCUCCUCUCUUGUUUGUGCAGGAUGGUAGAAACCUGUGGGAGGGGCCGGAGGGAUGGCUGAGAAAGGAAAUUGACAUUAAGUUGAGCUUGUGAGUGUUUUUUAUUUAUAUUUCCCUUUACACAUCUGAUUUAGAAACUCAAGUUCCAUCUCAGUAUUUUAAUAUCUCAGGUGUUAUAAGAAAUACUUGUUGAAACACUUCUUGAAACAACGAAUAUAACUUACGUCUUGUGAACUGUAAAGUUUAUUUGUAAAAUUCCAUAAAUUAAAAUCUAUUCUGUAAUGAAA
Dermochelys coriacea (leatherback sea turtle) is the source of this 5873-nucleotide messenger RNA. It is a transcript of the gene SLC39A14, whose product is annotated as solute carrier family 39 member 14. The transcript has 10 exons. NCBI's taxonomy places the organism in Eukaryota, Metazoa, Chordata, Testudines, Dermochelyidae. Bases 354 to 1826 code for a protein of 490 amino acids. Gene Ontology annotation, biological process: intracellular zinc ion homeostasis; zinc ion import across plasma membrane. Gene Ontology annotation, molecular function: zinc ion transmembrane transporter activity. The record is from RefSeq and is a predicted model, not a curated record. Gene Ontology annotation, cellular component: membrane.